Molecule: messenger RNA, 1277 nt
Organism: Oppia nitens
Lineage: Eukaryota; Metazoa; Arthropoda; Arachnida; Sarcoptiformes; Oppiidae
Gene: Vap33
Product: vesicle-associated membrane protein-associated protein B-like
Exons: 4
Coding region: 138-908 (256 amino acids)
Biological process (GO): endoplasmic reticulum membrane organization
Cellular component (GO): plasma membrane; endoplasmic reticulum membrane
Molecular function (GO): FFAT motif binding
Source: RefSeq, a predicted model, not a curated record
CGGAUUUGUCGAUUGAAUGCAUUGAAUGCUGUAAUGCAUUACUAAUGCCUCACAAACACUGUCUGUCAUUUCAUUGACUCAUUUGAAGACAUAACCACUGUUUACAAGUGACGAGUUGGUCAUUAAAGUGCCACACAAUGUCCAAACAGGAACAGGUGCUCAUACUUGAGCCCAAAGUGGAACUACAUUUCAAAGGUCCGUUUACAGAUGUGGUCACUUCAUACCUAAAACUGACGAAUCCAAGCGACCGUAGGGUGUGUUUCAAAGUGAAGACAACGGCGCCCAAGAGGUACUGCGUUCGUCCCAACAAUGGUCUGAUCGAAGCGUACGGCAACACAACUAUUGCCGUUAUGUUACAACCCGUAGACUUAGACAAUCUGAACGAUAAAAAUAAACAUAAAUUUAUGGUUCAGACUAUGUUUGCUCCCGAAGGAGAUGUCAAUCAAGAUGUGCUCUGGAAAGAAGUGAAUCCCGAAGCGAUAAUGGACUCGAAAUUAAAGUGUGUGUUUGAUAUGUCGACCACUGAUAAUGACACGAAUGUCCGCUCGAGUUCUGUGGCCACCAAUGCUUUGCCACUCAAUACAUCGCACAUUUCGACCAACUCUGCGAGUAUUGCUGAAGAACCUUUUGAAUCGAUUGAUGAUAAGAAAAAAUUUGCGGACGAAAACAAACGUUUACGGGAAGAGUUGGCGUCUAUUCGGACCGAGAAUUUGCAGUUAAAAGAGGACGGAUUAAAACAUAGGAUUCGCAGUGGAAUCAUAUCUCAGAUAUCGGGUGACAAUAAGGCGCUGCCGACCGAUGUGUCGCAUAAGUUGGCAUAUAAUGGAGGUCUAGUUUGGACUCCACAGUUGCUGGCAAUAGCAUUCUUGAUGCUUAUGGUGGGCGUAAUCAUAGGCAAAAUGUUUUAAAUUUUCUAUCAAUUAUUAACUAUUAUAAUAACUACAAAUUUUAUGAAAUAUAAGAUAUUUCAAAAUUCUUUUAUUAAUUAUAUGAUUUACUCCUGAGUUUGUACAUAAAAAUAGCAGUCAAAUGUCAGCUAAGUUUAAUUAAAAAUCUUGAUAUAAAUCAUAUGAGUUGAGGGCUCUUAUAACAGUCAAAUGUCUAGGAAUUGUCUUUUAGGUUAUAUUUCACUUUUAAAAACUAAACCCAAAAAUAUGAAUCAUUUUUAAAUUCACUAUUUUAAAGAAUUAUUUAAUAUUAAAUAUUAAUUAAAAAUAUUAUUAAAAUAGUUUAUAUUUUAUUUGAUAUUUGGUUUCAUAUACUAUCCGGUCAUUAAU